Molecule: messenger RNA, 1951 nt
Organism: Photinus pyralis (common eastern firefly)
Lineage: Eukaryota; Metazoa; Arthropoda; Insecta; Coleoptera; Lampyridae
Product: non-canonical poly(A) RNA polymerase protein Trf4-1-like
Exons: 6
Coding region: 302-1909 (535 amino acids)
Biological process (GO): RNA 3'-end processing
Cellular component (GO): nucleolus; TRAMP complex
Molecular function (GO): poly(A) RNA polymerase activity; mRNA binding
Source: RefSeq, a predicted model, not a curated record
AAGAUUAUCUACAGUGGUUUUAGAAUCAAAUUUAAUCCUAAUCUAAUCAGUAAAUGAUCCUUUUACGAUUUGCAUAUUUACAAGUUAAUUUUGAAGUUAAACCAAAAGAUUUGAUUUACCUACACAACGGAAUAUGAGUGGAUGACUGGAUGCAUCAAUUAUUACGGAAAAUUUUAAAAGACGCAGUUGCCUGAAGGAUCAUCAUUUGUUAUCGUUCAUUUUUUUACACCGCUCUUUAUAUUUUACAAGCCAGAUCCGUCAUGUUUAAUCUGUAUUAAAAAAAGUUCAUAAAAAACAUACAAUGUGUAUCGUGUUUGAUUAUUUGCCAGAACAAGAGGGUCCUGCCAAACAUUUGUGGCUUCGUUUGUGGCGAACUCAACAAGAUUUAGAUAAUAUGAAUAUUAAGGAUACGGACAUCGAUGUCGAAGCCCUAAAUACCAUUAAUACUCAGAAUCAAGCAAAUAUAACAAUCAUGAACGGUAAAAGUGAUAAUAGUAACAAUUUUUUGCCGCGAAGAAGAAAAUUCGAUAACCGUGCGAGUACAAGGGGAAUGGGUCGCUAUCCUGAAAAGGUUGUAGGCGAAUUCGGCGGCUGCCCUUGGCGUAAAGAGAAUUAUAAUUACGGAAGGGGUAUAAUUGGGCUGCACGAAGAAAUAGAGCACUUUUAUGAGUACAUGUCACCUACCAAAGUGGAACAUCGGAUACGAGGGGAUGUAAUACAUCGGAUUGAAAAGAUAAUUGUGUCAAUGUGGCCAGAUGCUCAGGUCCAAGUUUUCGGAUCGUACAGGACUGGUCUAUAUUUACCUACAAGCGAUAUUGAUUUAGUGGUUAUAGGUAAAUGGUCAUAUUUGCCACUGCGUACCUUAGAGAAAGAAUUUUUGGAACAUGACAUUGUCGAAGUAGGUGGCAUAAAAGUUUUAGACAAAGCGUCCGUACCAAUAGUAAAAUUAACCGAUAAAAAAACCGAAGUGAAAGUGGACAUAUCUUUUAAUAUGUGCAAUGGAGUAAAAUCCGCCGAACUAAUCAAGCGUUACAUGAACGAAUUUCCGGUGUUACCAAAAUUAGUGUACGUUUUAAAACAAUUCCUAUUAGAGAGAGACUUAAACGAAGUGUUCACCGGCGGCAUUUCUAGUUAUAGUUUAAUUUUAAUGUGCAUCAGUUUUCUACAAUUAUAUCACAGGCCGGCGGACCAGCUUAGAAAUGCAAAUUUAGGUGUCUUACUCAUAGAAUUUUUAGAACUAUAUGGCCGGAAGUUUAAUUAUAUGCAGACUGGUAUUCGAAUACGAGACGGAGGAAGAUAUAUCAACAAAGACGAGAUGCAGAAGGACAUGCUUGAUGGACACAGGCCGAGCUUGUUGUGUAUUGAAGAUCCUCUCCUCUCAACAAACGAUAUUGGAAGGAGUAGUUAUGGAGUUUUGCAGGUGAAGAGAGCGUUUGAUUGUGCAUAUGUAGCACUAACAAAUGCGGUAAAUCCUUUAAAUAUGUACAGAGACUGCACACGGUAUUCAAUAUUAAGUCGGAUAGUGCGUGUUACUGACGAUGUAGUACGCUAUAGAAGAUGGGUAGAGCAACAGUUCAGACGCUUACGUUCACCACCACUGGGUUCACCAUCAUUAAAGUAUUCAAAAGUAAUAGGCGCCUCACGUUCACCGCGAUCUUUAUCGAGUAGUGGCUCAACAUCUAGCGUCGAUAGUGCAGCUAGUUCCGAUGGGUCCGAUCCGCCAUCGCGUGGUAUGUCGCCCAAUAACAAUAUUCACCAUAAAACACAACAAAAGUCACAUCUACGCAACACUGUAAGAACAUUCAAAAAUAAUAAAAAUCAAAAUAACCAAUCAAAUUUUAUUAAUCAAAAUUACGUUAAGCAUAAAAGACCGAUAAAAAAUAACAGAUGUCAUAUAGAAAUUGGAUAGUUCACAGUGAUCUCUAGUAAUAAGCUAGCGUUAGUGGUGAUA